Carica papaya (papaya) is the source of this 820-nucleotide messenger RNA. The record is from RefSeq and is a predicted model, not a curated record. NCBI's taxonomy places the organism in Eukaryota, Viridiplantae, Streptophyta, Magnoliopsida, Brassicales, Caricaceae.
AUGUCGCCCCAUGGAUGUGAUAGCAGGGACAUGACAAUCUUCAGAGAUGAUGAUGGCAAGGCGUACCUCAUUUAUUCCUCUGAGGAUAAUAGUGAACUCCACAUUGGACCACUCACCGAAGAUUAUCUUGAUGUAACUCAUAGUGCACGAAGGAUUCUCGUGGGACAGCACCGGGAAGCUCCAGCCCUGUUUAAGCACGGGGGCACUUAUUACAUGAUCACGUCGGGAUGCACUGGAUGGGCUCCAAACGAAGCACUGGCUCAUGCAGCUGAGUCUAUUAUGGGGCCAUGGGAGACAAUUGGGAACCCAUGUAUUGGAGGGAAUAAAGUGUUUCGGCUCACUACAUUUUUUGCACAGAGUACGUAUGUAAUUCCUUUGCCGGGGAUUCCAGGUUCGUUUAUCUUCAUGGCAGACCGGUGGAAUCCGGCUGACCUGAGGGAUUCAAGGUAUGUAUGGUUGCCUUUAGUAGUUGGGGGACCCGCUGAUCGGCCAUUUGAUUAUAGUUUUGGAUUCCCUUUAUGGUCAAGAGUGUCGAUAUAUUGGCAUAGAAAGUGGAGACUUCCUCCUGGGUGGAGUGUCUCGAAAUGAUACUAGGCUUUCCCCUUAUUUUAGCCGUACUGUAUCAUAUAUGCUGAGGUUCUUUGGUUACUUUUACACUGGUCUUCAUUGUUUUGUCCAUAAUUUUAAAGCUUCUGGUUUUUAGCUCUCACAGCACGAUAACAUGAUGUAGAUGGGUUAAGUGUCAAACACUUCCAGUGGAAACUUAUACUUACUUGGUUAGGUGACUGUUAAUAUAACUUUUUAGGAGGAUGGAUCUUUA